AUGAGUAUAGAUUAUUCAAAGUGGGACAAAAUAGAAGUUUCAGAUGAUGAGGAAUCACACAAAUUGAAUGUAGUUAAAUUGAACCCGAAUCAGCAAGUAAUAUUGAGUAAAGAUGGAUAUAAAGUAAGAGAUAGUACUGAUAAAAAGGUAAUUGAGUUAGAGGACGUUUCUAAGGAGUGGCACAAAAGGAUUUUGCACGGAAUUGUAACCGUAGAUUCACACUUUUAUAGUCAAGACAGAUACAGUGUAAAUUUUUAUAUUUUGCUGAAUUUCGAUUAUAAAAAACUUACUUUGAAGUUUAAUGAGAUUUCAAUAUCGCUAUGCGAUAAUGAAAAGGAGAUUAUGUGCAAAGAGUUCUACUCUAAGAUUAAGAAGGACGAAUCCUUUUGGAACUGGGAGAUAGUAAAUUUGGAAAUUGACUGGAAAUCAUUAAAAGAAUAUUCAAAAAAGGUCAAUUCUGAGAAGUUGAAGCCAAAGUUAUACUUUGAAAACAGGGUAAAGGCAAAGUUUAUAGAAGUGAAUGUGCAGAAGUUGGUUGAAAUAAGUGACUGUUUCAUAUGGUGGCCAAAGUUAUUCAAAGACGAUGUUGAGGAAAUUAGAAUUGUUGACAAUUCUGAGUUCAUCAAAGUAUGGGACGAGGCACAUGAAAAAUUCAGGGAAAAGGUGUCAAAUCACGAAAAGAUACCAAUAUGA
Molecule: messenger RNA, 693 nt
Organism: Theileria orientalis strain Shintoku
Lineage: Eukaryota; Apicomplexa; Aconoidasida; Piroplasmida; Theileriidae
Product: SprA protein
Exons: 2
Coding region: 1-693 (230 amino acids)
Source: RefSeq, a predicted model, not a curated record